Molecule: messenger RNA, 1214 nt
Organism: Branchiostoma floridae (Florida lancelet)
Lineage: Eukaryota; Metazoa; Chordata; Leptocardii; Amphioxiformes; Branchiostomatidae
Exons: 2
Coding region: 340-1086 (248 amino acids)
Source: RefSeq, a predicted model, not a curated record
GAACUCUUGGUGGUGCUCUGACGACAUUCAGUAACGUUGGCGCAGUGGUCUGAAAAGCCGGGCAUAGAAAGUAGCCCACAAAAACUCGCUCCUACAUUCGCCUGUAUGUUCAACAAGGAUACGUUGCAGUUCAAAAACUGGGUAUUCACCGAAAGCUACCUCUGGACUUUAACUAUAAGGCUAUAAGUAUGUCCUGUACAGCACACCUGAUCCCCGUGUGAGAUAAACUGAGUGGGCGUGAUCCUCGCCUCAGGGGAAACUGACGUACACGUAUCAGCACGGUGUAUAAAGGACAAACCACCGGCUCAGAACGAUCAUUCUGGAACCAGACUAGAAAACAUGGCAUCUCAGGGCGCCGUACUGGUUCCCAGAAACGUACACAUCAUGGAUAUACCAGGAACAGGACGCCGCAAUCGUCCGGUGAAUGUGGGACUCACGGGGAGAACCAACUCAACAUACUGGGGGCCACCGCCAAGAGAAACGUCUGGUGAUGCUACCGUCACAGCGAGGAUUUCUUUCCCACCGACGACGACGCAUGUUCAGAGAAAGCAGAGCGGGGAUAGAACUGUGCUACCGCCGCCUAGUAGGAUUAGCAGGCGGGAACCUUCGCGUGAACGACUCAGGGGGCAGUCUCGGGAGCAUCCUCGGCGGCCCAAGCCUCCUUCCCCGCCUGACGUCAAACAACAAGACGGUGCAGGUGUUGCGGAAAAUACUACCAACAACAACAACCAGAAUCAGUCCCCACCGCCAACACGGGGGACCCAACGUGACACCGGUUGUAGACUGAACGAGAUAUACGAACUCUGGAAGACGGAUUCCUACCGCGACGAAGCUCGUGCCGACGGGCGGAAGAAACUCACACCUCUAGCGACGGCUAGUAGAGUUCUAGACCCCACCGGACUGACAGAAGAAAGCAUGGAGUGGCUACAGGGGUAUACCGAAGAAGAAGAGAGAAGACAAGCUGUCAUGAAGAAAUGUUCGGAUUGGGUCAACUCUCUUCCUAACAGGUUUCCCGCCUUCUGUCAACCAGGAGAAAAGGACUCCGAACCCAUCUCAGCACUGCCUCCUAUAAUUGAGAGGGAAUGAUUCACGUAUAAACGAAGGACUUUAUCAUUUCAGAGACUUUUAAGGCACCCAUUUCACUAAACUGUGAUCGUAAACGAACGUACAGCGACCGUACAGCGAGCGUACAAGAUUUGUAUGGCCCUUGAAUU